Messenger RNA from Neocloeon triangulifer, 3269 nucleotides. RefSeq names its product dynamin-like 120 kDa protein, mitochondrial (gene Opa1). The record is from RefSeq and is a predicted model, not a curated record. NCBI's taxonomy places the organism in Eukaryota, Metazoa, Arthropoda, Insecta, Ephemeroptera, Baetidae. Bases 228 to 3065 code for a protein of 945 amino acids. Gene Ontology annotation, molecular function: microtubule binding; GTPase activity; GTP binding. Gene Ontology annotation, cellular component: cytoplasm; mitochondrial membrane; microtubule. Gene Ontology annotation, biological process: mitochondrial fusion. The transcript is spliced from 2 exons.
CACAACUGAUUUUCUGCUUUCGAGUCAGCUGCUGAAGUUGCAAAGGAAAAUAGUUGUGCAGCUCUUUAAAACCCAGAAUAUUCUGCAAAGUCGUCAGGUGAAUUCUCUCUGCAUCGCAAUGACCAACUGGCAAAGUGACCUUCAACUGCAGUGACGGACAAAUAAGACGACUUGACGACUCUGGCUAAUGAAUGAUGUGAUCAGUUGGCGAAAGACAGACGAGAGAAAUGCUGCGACGAGGAACCGCCAGUCUAGGCUGUGCCUACGAGACGGUCAAAAAGUACCAGCCGCAGCAGCGAGGCAUCACCAUGCUGAUGCUGAACAAGAGCCGCCUUUUAGUGCCUACCACCCAGUAUGUCCAAGUGCCACAAAGAGGGGCGGCUAUGUUCAUCGGUCGGUUGCUCCGAGGUGCCCUAAAAAUUCGCUACCUGGUGUUGGGUGGCGCCCUCGGAGGUGGAAUGACACUGCAGAAGUCCUACGAGCAGUGGAAAGAAAACCUACCAGACAUGAAAUGGCUCGAACAAUAUAUGCCUCCUCCUGAUAAAAUAGACGCUUUCAGAGAAAAAAUGAUUAAGUUUUCUAGUGAUUUUAAGGACAGUUUUGAAGUAAACCCAAAGCUGAAGCAGCUGGGCGAGGCCAAAUAUCAAAACUUCCGCGACUGGUUUGAUAAGAGAUUAGAUGAGGCUAUAGAGGCAACCGAAAGAGCUGAAGUCGAAGGUGAGAACAGCUUUUCCGACACCUUCCUCAGAAUACCAGUAGCCAAUAAUAGCCCUGGCAAUCCAGCAGCGUCCUCGGCACCGUCGGAAAACUUAACCACGAGACUAGAAAGACUGCAAGAUGAACUUAUGCAGAACCAACUCAAGUACCAAAAACAGGUGGACCGUCUUGAGAAGGAAAAUCGCGAGCUCCGAAGGCAACUCCUCCUGCGAAAGACGGGCGCUCCUCCGAAGAAGGUGAAGAAGUCCCUUAUCGACAUGUACUCGGAGGUGUUGGACGAGUUGGCCGAGUUUGACUCGAGUUACAACACUCAGGACCACCUGCCCAGGGUGGUGGUUGUCGGAGAUCAAAGCUCGGGAAAAACAUCGGUAUUGGAAAUGAUUGCCCAGGCGAGAAUUUUCCCUCGAGGAGCGGGCGAAAUGAUGACCAGGUCACCCGUCAAGGUCACCCUGAGCGAGGGUCCGUACCACGUGGCCCAGUUCAAGGACAACUCUCGCGAGUUUGACCUCACCAAGGAGCAGGACCUGGCCGAUCUGAGGCGCGAAGUGGAAAUUCGAAUGAAAAACAGCGUCCGCGGCGGACACACAGUCAGCAACGAGGUCAUCUCGAUGUCCGUCAAGGGUCCGGGUCUGCAGAGGAUGGUGUUGGUUGACCUGCCUGGAAUCAUCAGUACGGUGACGCAAGACAUGGAGAGACACACAAAGGACGCCAUCAAGACGAUGUCCGAGUUGUACAUGUCCAACCCUAACGCCAUCAUUUUGUGCAUUCAGGACGGGUCCGUAGAUGCCGAACGCAGCAACGUGACUGACAUCGUCAGCCAAGUUGACCCUCAGGGCAGGAGAACCAUAUUUGUGCUAACCAAGGUGGACAUGGCCGAGGAGAAUUUGACGAACCCGGACAGAAUCCAGAAAAUCCUCUCCGGACGGUUGUUUCCUAUGAAAGCGUUGGGCUACUUUGCCGUGGUGACCGGACGGGGAAGGAAGGACGAUUCCAUCCAGACCAUCAAGGAGUACGAGGAGCAGUUUUUCCGCAAAUCCAAGAUUUUCAAGGACGGUCGCAUCAUGUCCGCUCAGGUAACUACAAGGAACCUGAGCAUGGCCGUGUCCGAGUGUUUCUGGAAGAUGGUGCGCGAGACCGUGGAGCAGCAGGCGGACUCUUUCAAGGCCACCAGGUUCAACCUCGAGACGGAGUGGAAGAACAACUUCCCUCGGCAGAGGGAGCUGGACAGGGACGAGUUGUUCGAGAAGGCGCGAGGCGAGAUCCUGGACGAGAUGGUCAACCUGAGCCAGGUGUCGGCCAAGCAGUGGGAGGAGCUGUUCAUGCAGCGCCUCUGGGACAAAGUGUCCGGACACGUGUUUGAAAACAUCUACCUGCCUGCUGGUCAGUCGGGCAACUCGGGACAGUUCAACACCCUGGUGGACAUCAAGCUGCGCGAAUGGGCGGACCAGAAGCUGCCCUCGGGUUCGGUCGAGGCCGGCUGGGAAGGUCUGCACAAAGAGCUGCAGACGUUCAUGCGCAAGUCGUCCACGGCCAAGGACAACGACGAGGUGCUCAACACCUUGAAGCAGGCGGUCCUGCACGAGACGCUGAAGAAGCACGUUUGGGAGGACAAGGCGGCCGACAUGCUCAGGGUGAUCCAACUGAACGCCCUGGAAGACCGCGCCGUCCACGACAAGCAGCACUGGGACAGCGCCGUCAAGUUCCUCGAGAACUGUCUGAAGGAGCGUCUGCAUGAGACUGAGGAAAGGUUGCGUGAACUGUUGGGUCCCAGCACAAAGGAAAAGUGGCUUUACUGGAAAUACGCCACUCCGGACCAGACGCUUCGGAAUGCGAUUCGCAACGAGCUGGACAAAAUUCUGUACAAGGACCCGAACCACCUUCCAUUGCUGAAGGCAGACGAGGUCACCACCAUCAAGGGCAACCUGCAGAAUUCGGUUGAGCAGGAUGUGAGCGAAAAUAUCAUUCAAGAGACGUGGGAUCCGAUCUACCGACGCCACUUCAUGAGGAGCAGUCUGCAAAGGGCCUUCUCGUGCCGCAAGGGCUACUUCCUGUACCAGCAAGGACUGGCGGCCGACGAGUGCAACGACGUCGUCCUCUUCUGGCGCAUCCAGCAGAUGCUCAAGGUCACCUCGAAGGCCCUCCGGCAGCAGGUGGUGAACCGCGAGGCGCGGCGGCUCGACAAGGAAAUCAAGGAGGUCCUCGAGGACUUCGGCCAGGACCGCGACAUGAAGGAGAAUCUGCUGACGGGCCGCCGAGUCCUCUUGGCCGAAAAACUGAAGCGAGUGCGACACAUUCAAGAAAAGCUGGAGGAGUUUGUUCAGGCGCUGAACAAAGAAAAAUCCAACUGAAUUUCCUUUCAUUUUGUGAUAGUCACUUAGCUAAAGUUGUUUCUCUGGUUAUGUUAAGAUGAAAAUCGGCCACUUUGCAGUGGUGUCCUUUUUUUUAGUUUAUUUUUGCCAUUGAACCAAGUUUCAUAAACAACUGCUUACUUUACUGUAUAUGAGAAUGGGAAGCAGAAUAAACAAACGUCUAGCACAUGAAAAUUUAAUUUA